This is a messenger RNA of Caenorhabditis elegans, 654 nucleotides long. It is a transcript of the gene plg-1, whose product is annotated as copulatory PLuG formation. The coding region runs from base 4 to 354 and encodes 116 amino acids. The record is from RefSeq and is marked reviewed. Lineage: Eukaryota; Metazoa; Nematoda; Chromadorea; Rhabditida; Rhabditidae. The transcript is spliced from 3 exons.
AGGAUGAAGCUGCUAAUCGGCAUCCUCCUACUUUUUGCGCUGGUAAUUCAUCAUGAUGUUCUAGCCAUAACUCGGCCAGAUCGCCAUCGUCAUAGAAAGACACAUGAUUAUCCAAAAGGACAUAAUCGAACAAAACACAAUUCCACAAAACCUGCUGACUGUGUUCACAAUUGCAAUCAUUACCCGGGAUUCCCACCGACACCGCCUGGCGUUGACUUGGGAUGCCAUAAUUCAACGACGACUAUGUCGGGUUUAACCCGUUUUUCUCUUAAUUCUCUCCGAUUAGCUCAAAGGGUAAUUCCAGACCUCAAAUCUUUAUUUAAAAAUAUCUUUUGCGCAAGCAAAGAUGACUGACGCACUCUCACGCUGGCGCACUUCUCGAUUCUGGCGCGAAAUCAGUUUUUGUCAUCUUUUUUCGAGGAUUCUUCCUCAUUCUUGGAUUUUGCUCGGACACAGCGUGUUGACUCGUUGUUAGAGCUCCAGUUUCAGUGGUUUUGGCCUGUUGUUGGCUUAUUUUUAUAGUCUUUUAUUGUUUUUCUUGGAUUUCUGGCGCUCUGCCUGUUUCUUUGAAGGUUUCUGGUUUAGUGUUGAUUCUUCUCCAGUUCCUUGGUUUUUGUAUACUUUUCCUCUUUCUCUCAAUAAAUUUAUUUGAGA